Odobenus rosmarus divergens (Pacific walrus) is the source of this 971-nucleotide messenger RNA. It is a transcript of the gene FAM107B, whose product is annotated as protein FAM107B-like. The transcript has 3 exons. NCBI's taxonomy places the organism in Eukaryota, Metazoa, Chordata, Mammalia, Carnivora, Odobenidae. The record is from RefSeq and is a predicted model, not a curated record. Bases 53 to 448 code for a protein of 131 amino acids.
CCCAUCUGAGGAUACUGACCUUAAAGACGCCUAUCUCAUCGUAAGAAACAUCAUGGCUGAGCCAGACUACAUAGAAGAUGACAAUCCUGAACUAAUUAGGCCUCAGAAACUAGUCAAUCCUGUAAAAACGUCCCGCAACCAUCAGGAUCUUCACAGAGAACUUCUCAUGAAUCAAAAAAGGGGUCUUGCCCCUCAGAACAAGCCAGAAUUGCAAAAAGUGAUGGAAAAGAGAAAACGAGAUCAAGUAAUAAAGCAGAAAGAAGAAGAAGCACAAAAGAAGAAAUCUGACUUGGAAAUAGAACUAUUAAAACGGCAGCAGAAGCUGGAGCAGCUUGAACUUGAGAAACAGAAAUUGCAAGAAGAACAAGAAAAUGCCCCAGAGUUUGUGAAGGUUAAAGGCAAUCUCAGGAGAACAGGCCAAGAAGUGGCCCAAGCGCAGGAGUCGUAGGCCCUGGCGACAGAGACCGCGCGCCCAGCCCACCACGCGGGGAAGCUGCGAGCAGGCGCCUCCUCAACCAAUGCUUAAUCUCAGGGCCAAAGCCCCUGGAGAGAACCCCAGCCAGCAGAGAAUUGUUACUUUAAAAAGGAUUUGGUUUUGGUUUUCCCACAAUCUGGGUGGAUAAAUGAUCUGUGACAGUUGCAAUUCCUAUUCGCCAAACGAAGGAUGUUGACCAGCACUUAAGUUGGGAUAAGUGAACCUGUGUUCAAAGACUUUAAAAAAAAAAAAAAAAAAAAAAAACCCACAACAGCAAAAAAGAAAGAGGACACUGGAAUAAAUUCUAGAGAGUUGCACUACUUGGUUUUUCUUCCAGGCCAAGUUUAAUGGGGCACAGAGCCUUUUUUCUUCUAAAAUCUAAAAGAAAAUGUGUUUUGUUUCUUCCUUUAGUUAUCUAUUAGAUAAUUUAGAUCACAUAGGACGAUGUUUGACCUGUUAACAUCCAGCAUUCGUAAAAUCCUUUUUGAGAAUCUAG